This is a messenger RNA of Colletotrichum graminicola M1.001, 2079 nucleotides long. RefSeq names its product N2,N2-dimethylguanosine tRNA methyltransferase. Gene Ontology annotation, biological process: tRNA N2-guanine methylation. Gene Ontology annotation, molecular function: RNA binding. The transcript has a single exon. Lineage: Eukaryota; Fungi; Ascomycota; Sordariomycetes; Glomerellales; Glomerellaceae. The record is from RefSeq and is a predicted model, not a curated record. Gene Ontology annotation, cellular component: nucleus. Bases 1 to 2079 code for a protein of 692 amino acids.
AUGAGCGGAGAGGAGCCCGUCAUCACCUACGAUGGCAAAAACUACAGAGGAAUAACGGAGGGCAAGGCCACCAUCCUGGUCCCCGCCGAGGUUGAGCAGAAGGGCCAGCAGGUCUUUUACAAUCCGAUCCAGCAGUUCAACCGUGACCUUUCUGUUCUCGCUGUCAGAGCGUACGGCCAAGAGGUUGUCGAGAGGAAGGCUGUACAGGCCGCCCAGGUCACCGCUAGGCGCAAGGAUAAGAAGAGACGGAGGGGUGCCGCGGAUGAGGGCGGCAACCGGCCGGCCAAGGUCCAGAUCACGGACGACGGCAAGGCGGCCGAGACCAUUGCUGAUGGCGAGGCGCAGGCGGUGGAACCCGUGAACGGUGUCAAUGGCACCGGCGCGGAGGCCCCAGAGACGGCUGCGCCCUCGACGACCGAGGCGCCCGUGACAUCUGCCGAGGCCGAGGGCACAAAGGUCGAAGGUGAGGCAAAGUCUUCCCCCGAGAAAUCGCGCCCUCGCUUCACCGUCCUGGACGCUCUGUCGGCAUCUGGUCUUCGUGCGCUGCGUUAUUCUCACGAGUUGCCCUUUGUCACCUCGGUGACGGCCAACGACCUUACCAAGAGUGCGAUUGAGUCGAUCAAGCUGAACACGAAGCACAACGGCCUGGAAGAUAUGAUCCAGAUGAGCCACGACGACGCCAUAGCCCACAUGUACCGGCGCAUCGCGGACGAUCUGACGAACCGGGACCGAUUCGGCAACCCCAGCAAGGAGAACAAGUACGACGUCAUUGACCUGGACCCGUACGGAACCGCUGCGCCUUUCCUGGACGCCGCCGUCCAGGCUGUGAGGGACGAUGGCGGUCUGCUCGCCGUCACCUGCACGGACGGCAGCCACUGGGCCGGACACUGCUACGCCGAGAAGUGUUUCUCGCUGUAUGGCGGUGCGCCCAUCAAGGGCCUUCAUUCGCACGAGGUCGGCAUUCGGCUCAUCCUCCAUGCCCUGACAAGCGCGGCGGCAAAGUACGGCUUGACCAUUGAGCCGCAGCUGUCACUCUCGAUCGACUUUUACUGCCGGGUGUUCGUCAAGGUGCGUAAGUCGAGGGACGCGGUCAACUACCAGGGCGGCAAGACGAUGAUCAUGUACAACUGCCCAGGAUGCUCGGCGUGGGAGACGCAGCCGAUGGUCCGGACACGGCCUGCACCCAAGAAGAAGGGGGGCUACUUUUACAAGCACGGGCUGUCGCAGGGCCCGCCUACCGACUCGCACUGCAAGCACUGCGGCUCGAGCAUGCACGUCGCCGGCCCGAUGUACAGCGGCCCGCUGCACAACCCUGACUUCAUCCAGAGCAUCCUCGAACUGCUGCCGACUGUCGACAAGAACGUGUACCAAACGACGUCGAGGAUAGAGGGCAUGCUCCAGACGGCCAUGGAGGAGUGCCUCCCCGGACCCGAGCCCGAGCACGCGGCGGAUCUCGACGCCAAGGACAAGGAGCUGGCGAGGGUGGACCACUACCCCUUCUUCGUCAUGCCGUCGAGGCUGGCGGGCAUUCUCAGCACGCAGCAGCCGCCGGACGACAUGUUCCGUGGCGCGCUCAAGCAUCUCGGCUACCGCGUCACCCGCAGCCACUGCCGGCCCGGGAGUGUCAAGACGGACGCGCCGUGGGAUUCGAUCUGGUUCAUCAUGAGGGAAUGGGUUCGCCAGAAGGCACCCGUCCGCACGGAUCGCAUCAACUCGCAGAUGCCGGCAUACAGACUGCUCGGUCUCGACAAGGCGGAAAGCAACGGCGAGGCAAAGGAGUCUACAGGGAGUAACGCAGAGGCUCAAGAGGAGGCCGAGUCCAAGGAUAAGGACGAGCAGACAGCAACUCCACAGGACACGCAGGUGUCCGCCGCCGACGUCGAGAUGGAGGGCUCUGCGGAGGAGGCCGAGACGACGGACAAGACGACGGACAAGAGCGAGGAGGAGCUGCGCAAGACGCUUGUGUUCGAUGACAAGCUCGCAAAGCUCGGUAAGCGCAAGGAGCAGAGGAAGCUGGUCCGAUACCAGAUGAACCCUCGGGAGAACUGGGGUCCGAUGACGCGGGCGAAGGGAGCGUAA